CAAAUUUACACAUUUUCUCCAUUUUCCAGGGAGUUGGUGCGAAGAUCGACAAACACCUGUGUCUGCUCCAAGAUGCAACAGCAAACACACCAGUAACGAGAACCAGCUGUGACACGGUCAGGGGGCGCCAUCUUGUGGAUCUGACUGUAAAUUACACCUUAUAAAGUGCUCAUACAGUACCAUUAAUAAGUAACAGCACAGAACACACUUCUGUAAGGAAAGGAGUUGAACCCUCAUCUAAAAAAACAUCUAUGACGUCAUAGAUUUUUUCCCCCUAUCUAAACAGAUCUCGACUAAUCGACAGCGUUCGUUACGACGCUGCAGUUUAACCGACGACGAGAACAUUCUGCCCCGCGUGUUUCUGUCACUUUAAAGUGGACCCUGAUCCACGCAGUUAUGCAUGAGCGCAUGAGAAAACGACGUGAGCCAUCGAGAGAGGAACGUUUCCUCUGCGUCAAUCACAGAAGAGAUACCGACUACAGAUUCGACUCUCGUCCAAUCAGAACAGACCAUUCCUUCAUACCGUUUUUUUCUUUCUUUCUUUCUUUUUUUUUCUAUGCCUGUAAAGUUGGGAAAGCUUUAAAACACAGCUGUUUUUGAACUGGUCGACUUCAAGACUUAUGGCAGGAAGUAGAACGAACAUUGACUUUUCUUUCUUUUUUUAAAAAAUUAAAUGCUAAAAUCAGCGGUGGACGUUGGAGGAUAUGACUGGCUCGCGGCAGCUUUGCGGCUCUCCGGUGAGAUAAUGUCUGCAGAACCCUUGUGAUGGUAUUCCCAGCAGCGGCAGACGGUUCUUCAGGCCACGCUCGGUUUGUUUUUAAACUUUUGAUGUGAGGCACAGCGCGGUCGUGCGGCCGCCGGAGACGCUGUGGCUCCGCUCCCGGAGUCUCCUCUAAUGCGCAAGUUCUAGGGAAACCAUGAGGACGAAGGAGCGACUCGACAGGAAAAGCCUUGUUGUGCAGCGCCAGUGCGGGGCAACAGAGACAGAGAGUGCAUGGGCGGCUCCGAACCCCAGAAAAAGACGAGUCUGCGAGUAAUUGAGAGUUUUCAUUUUCUGCUAAAGUCCGGGGGAAGAGUUAUUUCUGCGCCUCCAGGGAGGCUGCGGUCCGACCGGCGGCGGAGGAGGACACGGUGGAGGAACUCCUGACUUCCGUGCUGCGUGCCGAAGGAAAAAACACUCGGGGAGAGAGAGAGAGUGUGUGGACCGGGACCUGGUGUUCGUCUCCACCGGAGGAAACGACGUCUGUUCGUCUUUGACUUGACUAUGUGUGUGUUUGGACACAGGAACAGUCCGAGCGUGAACUCGGAAAGUUGACAAAGAGGCUCAGACUUCAUGGCCACUUGAGCCGCGCUCGCUGCUCACGCGUAAUUACGCACGCACGCACGUACGCACGCGUCGCGCACACUCUUUGUUGUCAACUUUCCUCUCACUUUUGCCUUUAAAAAAAACAAACUACAAAACUACAAUCCCAGAACCUUCGGGGCAGAUGCAUGCAUGAGGAUGGUAGAGAGCCGCAGCUGUGUCCAGAGGGAGGGGGUGUACCGCUGGUUCUCCUCCCUCACCUCAGCCCAGAGAGCCGAGUUCCUGUGCGGGCUGCUGGAUCUCUGCGUCCCCAUCGAGCUCCGCUUCCUGGGCUCCUGUCUGGAGGAUCUGGCCCGCAAGGACUACCACUCUCUGCGGGAUGCGGAGAUCAAAGCCAACAACUCCGCGGAUCUGUCGGGCCUCACCAACAUCACGGACGAGGUGGUGCGCAGCAAACUGCUGGUUUCCCUGGCCCUGCUCGGCUCGGACAACCGGGAGGCGGCGGCGGUUCUGUACCGGACCUUGACGCACACGGACACGGUGAUCAACAACUACGGGCUGACGCUGAACGACGGGAGAACCGAGGAGCAGUUCCUGCUGCUCUUCACCAUGGCCUCCAACCACCCGGCCUUCAGCUUCCACCAGAAACAGGUGCUGAGGCAGCAGCUGAGCCAGAUCCAGGACACCCUGCAGGUGAGGACCAGACACUCACUCAAGUCAAGGUGGAAUAAGAGCCAGAUGAGAGAAUGCAGCACAACAUCUGGAUCGGGGCCCGGCACGGUACGAGGAGACCAGGAGACAGUUGGACCUGAGCCCACCCCUCCCCUCCCUGAACUCCCCAUUGCACCACCUUGUGGUCACCAAACCUGCCUCACCUCAUGCCUCACCUCUGACCUCCAGAGCCAGAUGAGAGAAUGCAGCACAACAUCUGGAUCGGGGCCCGGCACGGUACGAGGAGACCAGGAGACAGUUGGACCUGAGCCCACCCCUCCCCUCCCUGAACUCCCAGCUCCUGCGCCUCCACCGCCGCUACUACCACCACCACCACCACCACCACCUCCUCCUCCUCCUCUUCCUCCUCCACCUCACCUGCCUAUGUCUCUGUCUGUUGGAAAAGGCUUGGAGGCGGCUGCAACACCACCAAAGAACCACCAGGGGAAAGCAGUUAAAGCCGUGAUUGACAGGGUGGGGCUGAGGGGCGUGACGCACAGCUCUGAAGACGCCACCGAGUACGUGUUCGAGGUGAGUACUGGGAACACAGCGCCACGCCUCGUCCUGAUGUCACAGCUGCUAAAGGUAUUUCCUGAUGAAGGAUUGGAGAAGUUCCUCAGUCCUCAGUCGACGGAGCUGGACCCCAGGUGUCUGACGUCGUUGCCCCCCCUCGUCCUCCAGCACCACAGCGUCCAGAGGUUUUUCACCUCCACCAGGCCCCUCUCACCCAAGUGUCCUCCCUCCCUGUCUUCCUCCCUACCUUCCCUUUCGUCCUUACCCUCCUCCCCUCCCACCGCUCCAGUUACCCCCACCUGCCCACUCAACUCCACCUUGGGUCUUGGCUGCACGGUUCAGUACAGAGGAGCCAACAGGGCGGUGUACAGGGUGGCCAGUGUCCAACCUGUGGUCAGCACCCAGAGAUCGAUCCUGACCCGCUCUGCUCCUCACCUCUCCUCCCUGCGCCCCCCUCCCCCUCUUCCUCCCUCCCUCCCUUCUCCACAGCACUCCACCCUCCCCCCCUCCCUGCCGUGCCUGUCCGGCCAGGGCUCCAUGGCGGGGGGGGGUGACGCCCCCUCCCAGCAGCAACAUCAACACAGUCAUCCACACUCCUACUCUCAGAACAAGCUCCACCCCCAACACCUGCACCACCAUCACCCGACCAACAGUCCGUCCAGUUCCCAGCCCCUGUCCCACCACCUCACCCAUUCCCAGCCCCUGUCGUACUCCCAGUCCCACAGUCUGUCCAGGUCUCAGGCCCAGGCCCAGCCCCAGCCCACCACCCCGGAACAGAACGACAUCCUGGACUGGCUCCGCAAACUCCGGCUGCACAAAUAUUACCCCGUCUUCGAACAGCUGACCAUGGAGGAGUUUUUAGCUCUGACGGAGGAAGACCUGAACAAGUACGACUUGACUCAGGGAGCCAAGAAGAAACUGAAGACACAGCUGGAGCUGCAGAACAGGGAGAUGCGCUCCUGCAGCGGCAUCGCCCGAGUGGUACCGUCCAGUCAUAUGGGUCUGUCUACGUCACAUCCCACGUCUACUGCAGGAGAGCUGCGUGUGGAGGUGGACGCUGCUCCGCACCAUCGCCUCGUGUCUGCAGACAUCGGCUCCUCCUCCGGAUACUCCAGCUCCUCCUGCUCCCCCCGAUCGCUCCUCUGCUGUGACUCCUCUUUCGACCGAAGCAGAGACCUCCACAGGCGUGUCUCUGGUCCUGAUCCAGCAGGUGGCGCUCUAGAGAAGGACCGAUCCUGCCUCUUCAUCCUGAACUCCAGCGGCCCCACAGGGUCUAGUCGUCCCACGGCCCAGGUCCUGCCCGUUAAAACAGACCCGGUCCCCCCCCCCCCCCCCCCCCCCUCCUUCUCCCCCCACCACCCCUCUCGUCUUCUACCUCCACAUUCCCCCUACCCCCCACAGGCCACCUUCAACCAGUCCCUUCUCCCACCGGCCUCCAACCCGGCACGUAUCCUCGCCUCCCCGCGCAAACCUCGACCCCACCCUCUGUGCUCGGAGGACAGGACUAAACCCCCGGGUUCCGGGUUGUCCGGUGGACCGGCUCCUGCAGCCGCUGCUGGUCCUGGUCCUGGUCCAGGGUUCAGCCCAGGCCCGGGGGUCCAGAUGGCUGUGAGGGUGGAGACCCUGUUCCCUCCUCUGAACAUGGACAGACCCUCCGUGGUCCAGGAGGCGUCUGCGUGUCGUGGUCUGGCCGGAGGUCUGAUGGUGGAGACCAGCUCCGCCCUGACCUCCACCUCCAACAGUGUCCACCACGUGUCCCACCCCCCAGUCCACUUCCACCUGUCGUCCUCCUCCUCCCUGUCUCUAUCUGGAUGCUACACUUAUCCUACUUCUUCUUCCUCCUCCUUCUCCUCUUCUUCCUCCUCCUCUUCAUCCUCCUCCUCCUUUUCCUUGUCCUGUCCUUCCACAAAAUCCAGCUCCCAGUCGGGGAGUGGGUUUGUCUCCAUGUCCAACGCCCACAGCGUCCCCGUGGCUGCAGUUCCAGGCCAUACUUACCACCCUCCACCUCCCACUUCUAGCCCCUCCCCUUCGCCCUGUGCUUCUUCUUCAUUGGAUCAGAGCUCAGGUCACAUGCCCUCCAUGUGCGUCUGCAGCUCGUGUGGCUGUCGAGGGAACUGCGGGGCCUACGGGGCGAUACCCGGCUACGCUGCGGCCGGUUAUUUGCAGCCGUUAUCAGCAGGGCCGUCCAUCUUUACCCUGGGGCCCCUCCUUCACCUCAGCCCCCUGCUGGCCUCCUCCGGCACUACUGGGUCACCGUCCGCACCCUUCUCUUACCCCAUGAUGAUGCCCCCGCCUCUCUACCGCCACAGCCCACUGUCACAUGACCAGCAGCAGGGCUUUGGCUUCUACCAGCCGCAUGGCAUGAUGGGAAAUGGAGGCCAGAAACGAGCAGCAGGGAUCGUGUCAUGUUAUAACUGUGGGGCCGGUGGACACAGAGCGGAGGACUGUAAACAACCGCCCAUGGACUCCGUUCAACAGGGGACAUUUCGGCUGAAGUUCACACCUCACUCUGACACCAAAGACUCUGGUGACUGAUAUCACAGACAGAACUGUCAGUCGACUCCUGACAAAUCGGUACUUCCUGUUUCUGCUGGAGUCAGGGACUCGAUCCUGAUCCAGCCGGGAUUCAACCUCGCAGCAGGUCGACUCUUUUCCUCCUCACUUUGUUCAUAGACUGAGGACUGGUUUACAGGACGGACGUGGAACUGCAGUUUGACUCUGAUGUUGAAAACGGUUCACUGUGGCCGAGAGCCUUAUUUUCCGUGCACUUGUCCACGAACACGGUUGUUUCCUAAACCAGUGGAGACAACUCUGGUACGCACUAGUAGACCUGGACUUGGACCAGGAAGGUUCAAACCAAGUUUCCUUUUACUUUGACUCACUCUUUAACCAGGUUUAAAUGCUGAAACCUUUGGGCUGGACGUGGACGGUCUUUGCUGUAACUCAGACUCUGACGUGGAACUUGUUUUCAGACUUUAUUGACUUGGACGUGGACUCAACUGGAAAUCUCCAGGUCCAAAGUCCAGGUCUCUAAGGUAGACUUUGAAAAAAGUUUUUUUUUAUCUUGGACUUGGACACUGCAGAGACGUUAAUUACCGUAUUUUCCAGACUAUAGAGUGCAAGCCUAGAGUGCCCUCUAGUGGCUGUCAGUGUGAAAAUAACAAACAUUUGAAAUUAUAUUUUUUUUAUUGAAUUUUAACAAGUUUAACAGAAUAGAAACCAAACAACACAACAACCCUCCCACCCUGGACACAGACAUAGUCUGGAAAAUACGGUAAUAUUUAGGUUUCUGACUCGAAACUGUGGAGACUUGUCUCUAAUUGGACUGGAAUGGUUUCAGAGGUGAAGACACAGACUCUGGACACAACCUGAAGUCAAAGGUUCAGGCCGUCCUUAAACCCAGGGGACUUGAUUCUACAUGUCGUAGACUUGGAGCUAACUAAGAAGAGCUGUGACGUGGAGUCGACCAGAACUUCUUCUGUGACUUAAACUCAAACACAAAACCCUCCCGGGAACUCAACUCGGACUUCUUCCUCUUGACUUCAUGGCGUUCUUUGUUGAGUUUCACUCCAUGUUGACGAUGCAACAACAACAACUCUUUGUUCAGUCUAGUUUGGAGUCACUUGACUGGGUUUACCAGGUCGUGUUACCGACGUUCUCUGUUCCACAUCAGGGCUUCAGACAAACAGUUUCAAAAGUGCAAUUUUUUUCUCUACAGAUGUCACUGUUGAAUCUGUAACAUUUUUGCGUCAGGUUAAAGUCAGGAAGAGUCAGUAUUUCUGUUGUUUAUCGUUUCUUGGGCAGGACCCACAUCUGAACAGACACGAGGACACUUGGUCCUUCAGGUCCGGCUCCCUCUGGCCCCUGGAGGGUGCAGCGCAGGGAUACGGGGACAUGUUAUUUAAAAUGUUUAAUAGUAAAUGUUUACUUACGUUUUACGGCUUCCGUUUGCCGCCGAUCGUUGUCUUUUGGCUGAAUGCUAAUUUAAAUUUGAACCGUUAACUUUUGACAUAUCAAACCAAAGAACACUAAUUCUUCGGGGCAGAACGGCAGCACAAGAUUUGCUUUUCUCUUUUCGUGGCUCAGUUGUUCCAGCUCGGACACGAUGGUUCAAACUGCACGUUGCGUCAGGACAGUUUGUAGUCACAACAAUCAUCUGUUUUCAUCUGUUUUUAUACGGUUUUCCAGUGUUUUUACAACCUCUUCGCAUUCUUUGCAUUUUCGCAAAGUAAAAAAGAUUUAAAUAAUAAAAUGCUCUCUGCUUCAGAAUUGAA
Messenger RNA from Cynoglossus semilaevis (tongue sole), 6801 nucleotides. It is a transcript of the gene zcchc14, whose product is annotated as zinc finger, CCHC domain containing 14. Lineage: Eukaryota; Metazoa; Chordata; Actinopteri; Pleuronectiformes; Cynoglossidae. Gene Ontology annotation, molecular function: protein binding; nucleic acid binding; zinc ion binding. The coding region runs from base 1496 to 5062 and encodes 1188 amino acids. The record is from RefSeq and is a predicted model, not a curated record. The transcript is spliced from 15 exons.